GAAAGAAGAGAGGAGGGAAGGAUAAGAAAAAAGAGGUGUGAGAACAGAGGCACAGAGCAGAAAGAAAGGAGAAAGAGAAGAAGGGCUCAAAUAAAAAAAAUUAAGAGUGAACAAAGAUAAAGCAAAGACAAAAGACAAAAUACAAGACUCUUCUUCAGAAGAGGAGAGGAUGCUGCUGCAGCUGAGCAUCUAUGCCUGACUUCUGAGGAGUUCUCAGCUCGGACAUGACUGACAUGCAGCAUCCCUGCAUCUGAGCAUCUCUAGUCCGUGCAUGUGUGUGUGUGAGAGAGAGAAAGUGAGGGUUAAUGUGUGUGUGAAGCCAUGGCGAGUGCUCAGCCGGGGGUCCACGCGUUGAAACUCCAACCUCCUUCCGUCUCUCACACGCUGAGGAACGGAAGCAACUUCAUUAAAUGGGAUGAGGAUUUGUCCACUGUCACUCCAGUGACUCUGCAUGUGGAUCCACACGGGUUUUACCUCUACUGGACCGACCAAAACAAGGACACAGAGCUGUUGGACCUGACCCUGGUAAAAGAUGUCAGAACAGGCAGAAGCACGAAAACACCCAAGGAGGCUAAGCUGCGGGAGCUGCUCGAUGUGGGAAACCUGGUUGGUAGGCUGGAGAACCGCAUGGUUACCGUGGUUACGGCUUCAGACCUUGUAAACGUCAACCAGCUUAACUUCAUCGCUUCGCAGGAGGACGAAGCCAAGGUGUGGUGUGAGGAACUGUUUUCUCUGUCUUCCAACCUGCUGAGCCACAAUCUCAACAGAGAUCAGAGUCUGCUGAAAGCGUACAUCAAGUUAACUCUUCAGCCGAAUGCAGAGGGGAGAAUUCCUGUCAAGAAUAUUGUUCGGCUGUUUUCAUCGGACAGAAAAAGAGUCGAGAAUGCCCUGGAGAGCUGCAAACUGCCCUAUGGACGGGGUGACAGCAUCAAACUGGAAGACUUAACACUUGAAGUUUACCGGAACUUCUUGGACAGUCUGUGCCCUCGCCCUGAGCUUGGGAACAUCUUCAAACUGCAAGGAGCCAAUGAUGGGAUGCUGUCAGUCGAUCAGAUGACAGAGUUCAUCAACAAUAAGCAGAGAGACCCAAGGCUCAAUGAAAUCCUCUACCCACCUCUUCGUCCUGCACAGACGCACACUGCGAUGGAGAGGUAUCAACAUGACCAGGCACAACUGAAGACAGGCAAGAUCUCCCUCCAGGCGUUCUCCAGUUAUCUGUCUAGUGAUGAGAAUGGAGUCAUUCCACCAGACAAGCUGGAUCAGUCUGAAGACAUGAACUUCCCGAUAUCGCACUAUUUCAUCAACUCAUCGCAUAAUACUUACCUGACAGCGGGCCAGCUGGCCGGGAGCUCCUCAGUAGAAAUGUACAGGCAAGUUCUGUUGGCCGGGUGCCGCUGUGUGGAAUUGGAUGUGUGGAAAGGACGGACUGCUGAGGAGGAACCUGUCAUCACUCAUGGAUUCACCAUGACCUCAGAAAUCUCCUUUAAGGAGGUGAUUGAAGCUAUUGCAGAAUGCGCCUUCAAGACCUCACCCUUCCCUGUGAUCCUGUCUUUUGAAAACCACGUGGACUCGUUGAAGCAGCAGGCUAAAAUGGCCGAAUACUGUCGAUCCAUUUUUGGAGAAGCUCUGCUGAUUGACCCUCUGGACAAAUACCCUCUGGAGCCAGGUGUCCCUCUGCCCAGUCCUCAGGAGCUGAUGGGCAAAAUUCUCAUCAAGAACAAGAAAUCCCACAAACCUUCCAAUAACACAGACACAAAGAGACUGACGGACCAACCUGCCAAUCAGAGCAAUGAACCAGUGUCUCCUAGCAACAACACAGGAGAGAUGGAAGCUGAGAGUGAGGAAGAUGAUGAUGAUGAAGAUGAUGAUGGUAAAAAGGGCUCAGCCGAGCGGGAAGCAGUGGCAACAGAGGAAAUGUCAACUCUGGUUAACUAUGUCCAGCCUACCAAGUUCAACUCCUUUGAAGCCUCCAAGAAGGCAGCCCGCUGUUACCACAUGUCGUCUUUUGUGGAGACCAAAGCGUUGGAGCAUCUCACAAAGUCACCAGUGGAGUUUGUAGAAUAUAAUAAAUCCCAGCUGAGUCGUAUCUACCCAAAAGGAACCAGAGUGGAUUCAUCAAAUUUUAUGCCUCAACUCUUCUGGAAUGCGGGAUGUCAACUGGUGGCUCUAAACUACCAAACUAUUGAUUUGUCCACGCAGCUGAAUCUCUUCAUGUUCGAGUACAACGGUCGGAGCGGCUACAGGUUGAAGCCUGAGUUCAUGAGGCGCCCAGACAAACACUUUGACCCUUUUACGGAAAACACAGUGGAUGGCAUUGUAGCUAACACCCUCUCCGUGAAGGUCAUUUCAGGCCAGUUCCUGACUGAGCGGAGAGUGGGGGUGUAUGUGGAGGUGGAGAUGUUUGGACUCCCUGCAGACACUCGGCGGAAAGCUCUGAAGACCAAAACGUCUCAGAACAACAAUGCCAUCAAUCCAGUGUGGGACGAAGAGCCGAUUGUGUUCAAAAAGGUGAUUCUUCCUACUCUGGCCUCACUGAGAAUUGCUGCCUUUGAAGAAGGAGGGAAGUUUAUUGGUCAUCGAAUUAUUCCAGUGUCUGCUAUUAGGCCAGGUUAUCGUUACAUCGGCUUGAGGAAUGAGAAAAACCAGUCUCUGAUUCUGCCAGCUGUGUUCGUCUACAUUGAAGUCAAAGACUAUGUCCCAGAUACAUUUGCUGAUGUAAUCGAGGCUCUAUCGAACCCUAUUCGCUAUGUCAACCUUCUGGAGCAAAGAUCUAAACAGCUGGCAGCCCUGACUCUGGAGGAUGGCGAGGACGACACGCAGACUGAGGAAGAGACUGAAAGCUGUGCAGAGCGUAAGACUGAUCUGAAAUCAGCUCCACUAGAAAACGGGCUCAGCCCGGCCUCUGGCCCACCGGGCCACACCCCCAUCGCCACCACACCCAAAGCUUCUGCAGCCAAUCAACAGGCAGCCACAACAGAUGCAGCCAAACCAGCAGCCAAGACUGAAGACCUGGUUUUAAGUGUUUUGAUAGAUGUCCCAGUGUGUACUUUGGAGAAUCUGCAGCAGUCCAAAGUUUACCAGAAGGAGCAGAGACGCCAGUUUAAAGAGCUGAAGGAGUUAGUGAGGAGACACCAGAAGAAAACGUCAGAGCUCCUGCGAGAGUUCAACAAUAAGUACAAGAAGACAGCAAGACAAUGCAGCAAGAACAGGAGUUCGAACUCGGACAGUGAGAAGGAUGACCGUCUUCAGCAGCUGAGAGAAGAGCAGCAUCAGCAGCUUCUGGCUCUGAGGCAGGAACAGUACUAUAGUCAGAAAUAUCUGCAGAGAGAACACAUUAAAACGCUGACGGAGCGGCUGACCAGUCUGGCUGAGGAGAGUCACAACGCCCAGAUAAAGAAACUCAAAGACAUCUGUGACAAGGAGAAAAAAGAGCUGAAGAAGCAGAUGGAUCGAAGGAGAACAGAGAAGAUCAACCAAGCAAAGACCAAAGAGAAACAUCUGGCUGAGGAGGAGAAGAUUGAGAUCAAUAAGUCCUACGUCAAUGAAGUCGUCCAGAACAUUAAAAGGCUCGAGGAGACUCAGGCAAAGCGCCACGAGCAGCUGGUGGAGCAACACAAUGAUCUCCUGCAAGAGAUACAAGACCAGAAGCCAAAGCUGCAGGGCUCUGUGGAGGCAGAGUUUCAGGAGAAGUUCCAGCGUUUGCCCGGAGAGAUUCACGACUUCCUGCAGGACAGGAAGUUGGAGGUUCGAGGCCACAGCAAGUCACGACCUUCCACACCACACGAAGCUCUUUCAGAGGAGGACUGAAGAGGGGAAAACAGGAUGAAGGAGCGAGGGGGAAUGAGGAACGAGAACAACUGGAUCAAUGGAAGCAGUGUGGAGUAGAUCAAUGAAAUGCAAAGCAUGAGAAUAAAAGAUAACAAGAAGUAUUGAUGAAGAGGACACGAAAGAGUAAAUAAUCAAGUUUAUAUAGACUGUUACUUCUUUUUAAUGGAAGAAUGCUUUAACAAUUUAUUUUUUAUUCCAUUCUAGCAUGCACUUUGUGUGUUUAAUACAAGUGUUUAAUCAGACCCCGUUUAGUCUUGCAUUAAGUCUUCUAUUCUGUCAUCUCUUAUUUUAGACCUCAACAGUUUGUACUGCAUGACUGCAUAUCUAUCUAUCUAUCUAUCUAUCUAUCUAUCUAUCUAUCUAUCUAUCUAUCUAUCUAUCUAUCUAUCUAUCAUCGAUCUAUCUAUCUCUAUCUAUCUAUCUAUCUAUCUAUCUAUCUAUCUAUCUAUCUAUCUAUCUAUCUAUCUAUCUAUCUAUCUAUCUAUCUAUCUAUCUAUCAUUUGAAGAUCACUGAACAUACAUCAGGCUCUGUCUUAUUGGAGAGAAAUCUUUACAAAUAUAGAGUUUCAUGGCCACUGCAAGAAAACAAAUCCUAAGCAGCUGUUUGCCCUUUUUACUUGUCCAGUCUGCUAUAACAAUGUCAAGAAAUUUUAAAAACUGCAAAGCUAGAACAAUUCCACCCUGGAGUACUCGGCGCCAUGCUUUUACAAACACAAUCAGCACACUUGGUCUGGUGCUGCCAAGAAUAAAAUGCACUGUAGCAAUUGUUUGAGCUGAGAGUUUUUAAAACAGAACCACCAACGUCUGGGUUUUGUUAAAUCUCUCAAGGACAGAAAAAGACAUUUUGCAAUUCACAAUUCUCCCAGUAUCUCCACUCCAAGGCUGGCUGAACUCACAGUUGGAAGCUGUUACUCACUAAAUCUGGAUGAAAUUCUUUUAUUUAGAAAGACAGAAAGAUUAGAAUUUAAGGGGUUAAUACAAGACAACAGUUAAUGCUGUAUUUUGUUAUGCAUUUAUUUAUCACUGUUAUUAUAAACGCUUUCUUUUUUUUGUUUGUUUAGCGUCACUGAUAUAGCCACAGGCUACAUGGCUUACCUCUGAGCAGCUUUGCAGCUGGGAUGUUGAUGAUUUUGUCAGGGACACCUCAGUGGUGGAAAUGCAGGAGAGGCAAAUGUUUUACUUUUUCUGCCUACAUCCUGAUAUUAAUGCAUUCCGUUUCUUUUUUGAUUUUAAAUAGGAUUUUUUUCCCUGUUUACUGUCAUACAGAUGAGGUGUGAUUUUUUUUUAAAGGAGCUGACAAUAACUCCAUAAUAUCAAAAACCUUUACCUGCUGUAAGUUUGUCUGAUCUUCCUUAAAAGUCAUCUUCUGGUGCACAUCUGGACAAUUUUCAAUAGAGAUGCUUUUUUUAGAUCUCCCAGUGGAAGUCCUGCUUUGUCUUCUUGCACUUCUGUGACAGACGCUGGAUCUCCUCUCAUGUGUCACAACUGCGAUCCUUCAAUUUGAUUUUCAUUUCUGUAAUUGUUCCAGGGAGACAAAUCUGUUGACUGGUCUAAAGCAGUGUGCAAAGGUUGUUUUAGUGGCUUAAGAAGUCCUGCAUUUUCAGUUCUGUUCUGAAUGUUCUCCUUUAAAUAUCCCUCCACUGACUCAAGUUGCUACAAUUGAAUUCAGUCUUGACAGUCUCUCACUGAGAGGUGAAUUUAUAAUUUAAAACCAGAUGUAGUUUGAAAAAAAAUGACAAGCAUUCUCUCACUGCCACUUCUCAUCUGAAGAGAUGCCUUUAAAAGUGGAAACUGUGAAGUCUUCAACUGAAAAGAGACCCUGCUCUCAUUACAAUUAAUGACCAUCCACACAAAACUCAGGUCAGUUUGAAGCAGAGGUUGAUGUUUUGGAGUGUGUAGGGAAAUCACAGACCAAAGGUGCAAGGGGUCACAAUGACUUCAGAUCGGUUUUUUGUACUCUCCGCUCUGUAUCUCAUCAAAGAGAGAGGAUAUACUUAUAUGGGCAUUUCAGGCAAGUCCCAACUGCUUUUCCAUCCUUCGGUUAGGAAGGCCAGACAAUCAGAAGGCUUAAAGCAAGAGAAGUCUUAAAGGAUGAUAAAUGAAUCAACAGUGCUUCAACAGUGCCCAGUAUAAGAUAAAUAAGGAUUAUUUUGACCUGUGAGUUGUGCAAAGCUACUACUUUGCCCAAGAACAAAAAAUAUGAGCAUAGUAGGUCCUCUUUCAGUCAUUCUUAUCCUAAACUUUUGCCUCAUGCAGUUGCAUAAGCAUCUAAUUUCAUAUUUGUGGUUUCAGGAUUCUGUUAUAUAAACAUAUUGCCAUGUGUCAUAUUUCAAGAAGAUAAUAUCCAGCUCUUUGUAUGUGUGUGGGUGUGUAACACUCAUCCAUAUACUGCAUUAUCUGAACAUUAAUAAGGAUUUUUGAUUGAUUGUUUUAAGGAUUUUUUAAUGGCAGAACUCUGUAUUUUAUUCUAGCAGAAAUUAUGCUAGUUCCCAGUAAGUGUGUAUCAUUAUGUGCUUUAUGUAUUUAUUCAUGAGAUUUUGGCAGAAAAUGUGAAGCUGAUAAGUUUUUUCUUUGUUUGUUUGUUUUUUAAAAGACUGUUAGUAGAAGACAUGUUUAUAAGAGGGAGAAGGAUUUGCACUGAAAGAUAAAGUAAGUACAAAGGUUUUAUGAUCAACCUUUUUUGGAUUUUUUUUCUGACUACUGUAGUAGCAGCAAUCACCCCUCGACUUCCCCCAGUUGCUGCUGCAGAGCUGAUUUGGUGGCCAGGUGUCUUUGUUAAAUGUGAAAGUCUGCUGCCACUGCAUGAUUUACUUGUUCUAAUGUGAAAGAUGUACAUAAUGUAGUCCUCAUUGACGUAUGGAUUUAUCGGUUGCUAUUUUCAUGAUAUUUAACAGCAUAAUUUGUAAAGUUUUACUUUGCUGUAAAAAUGUAAAAUGAUUGGAGCUUGUUCCUCUUUGUAUAGUGAUCUUCCAGAACAAUAUUUGUUGGAACAUUUUCCAUGAUGUUUUUUUUCCUCUAAGGCCUCAGCUACUUUCAACAACCUUUUUUUGCUGUGAACCUUCACUUCAAAUUUAAGCCACACAUGAUUGAGCUGAACAGUCUGGGGUCACUGUCUGUUCCUGACCUCAUAAAGGUAGCUUACACUUGCAGUCUUCAUGGCAAUAUAGAGACUCAGUCAUUAACUUUUCACACUAACAUCAGAGUGCCUCAUCAUUCACUAAAUUGUCUAUUAAAGGAUGUUCAUGUUUGCAAAGUGGCUGAGGUUCUACUGCAAAAAUGUGUUGUUGAACAUGCCUCAUGCUUUAGCAGAUAUACUGAGCAUGCUUUAUUGUAUUGGAUUUCUCCACCAGUUGAAUUGUUUCUUGGGUUUAUUGAAUGCUAUUUUAAGACCAGACUAUUAAAUAUUUGAUCUAAAAAACAAA
This is a messenger RNA of Oreochromis niloticus (Nile tilapia), 7250 nucleotides long. RefSeq names its product 1-phosphatidylinositol 4,5-bisphosphate phosphodiesterase beta-1. The record is from RefSeq and is a predicted model, not a curated record. The transcript is spliced from 32 exons. Gene Ontology annotation, molecular function: calcium ion binding; calmodulin binding; phosphatidylinositol-4,5-bisphosphate phospholipase C activity. Bases 322 to 3807 code for a protein of 1161 amino acids. Gene Ontology annotation, biological process: release of sequestered calcium ion into cytosol; memory; phosphatidylinositol metabolic process. Gene Ontology annotation, cellular component: cytoplasm; nuclear speck. NCBI's taxonomy places the organism in Eukaryota, Metazoa, Chordata, Actinopteri, Cichliformes, Cichlidae.